CAGUGGCCCAGUGACGUUGGCCGAGCCCGAGCUCAGUAGUGCGCAGACGCGGCGAUGGUGGAAGGACCCGGAUGCACCCUGAAUGGCGAGAAAAUCGGCGCGAGAGUUCAAAAAGGACAGAAAGUGCUCAAAGUUAGCACUGUUACUAAGAAUGGUCCAGCUGGAGCAUCUCUGGAGUGCAUCAAUGGAUGCACAUACACUGGAGUGCAGACGCUCGGCAAAGAGCUGUUCAUGUACUUCGGUCACAGAGCAUUACGGCUGCACUUCGGCAUGAACGGCUCGAUGCGUAUAAACCCGGCUGAGAGACGGGACGGCAAGGGAAAUCCACCGACUCUGCUCCUCCAGCUCACCAAGGACACAAUCUGUUUCUUUGAUUCCACAGUUGAAAUCCGGAUGUCUGAGGACUGUGAAGAGAAGGUUCGAGUCAUGGCAAGUCUGGACGUUUGUUCUCCAAGCUUCAGUGCAUCCCGUGCGGUGGAAGUGGUGUGUAUGCAGCACGGCCGGAUGGUGUGUGACGUCUUACUGGAUCAGGCUGUCUUGCCUGGUGUCGGAAACAUCAUCAAAAACGAGGCACUUUUUAACAGUGCCCUUAACCCUGCUGUAAAGGUGAAUCAGCUGACGAGUGAGCAGGUCAGACAUCUGGUGAAAAUGACUCGAGACUUCACUUUGCUCUUUUAUCAGUGUCGUAAGAGAGGCUCCUCGCUGAAUCAGCACUGCAAGGUUUACAAACGGCCCGGCUGUGGUCAGUGCAGUGGAGCGAUCACCGUCUGCCGCCUAGGAAACGAUGGCAGGAUGACCUACUUCUGCCAGCGCUGUCAGACUGAAGAUCCAGCAGAACUUGAUGUUAGUAAAAUCCAUGGUCAGAACACUUUGAUGGGAUGGGUGAAUCAGAAGAAUGAGGGCAGCAGUGACCACAUCGCCACAAAAGAGGAGGAGGAGUGGACAUGUGAGCUGUGCACGUUGAUUAACCGACCAAUCAGCAAGUCUUGUGAGGCAUGUCUGAGCCCUCGGCCUAAGGUGUCCAGAGAUCCGGUACAGCAGUCACUUUUCCCCAGUGCUCUGAUUCGUUACCCCUGCAACAGCUUCUCCAGCCCCCAGCCAGAUCUGAAGAUGAAUCGCAGAGCUGCGUUCGGAAACACCACCCUCGUCCUCACCGACCUCAGCCAGAAGAAACCCGCUGCACAACAGAGGAAUCCACCAGCAGGAAAACUAGCGCUCCAGAACACGAAGCGGGGUGCUGUGAUUGGGACACAGCCCGCAGGAACUCAGAUCUCUACACAAACCUCACCUGGGUCUCCUAGCCAGCCCAGCAAGAGGAGAAAAACAGAAGUUGGACACCUUCCUGGAGGAGCUUCACAGAACAACAGUCAGCACUCCACAAGUUCCACACAGGGCCCAGCAGCGUCCAGACCCACAACCCCUUGCUGCCCCACUCAUCAGCAGCCCAGCGUGCUGAGGGUGGUCAAUAAAGCAGGAGAGAAUAAAGGCAGGCAGUUCUACACUUGCGCCCUACCCCAAGGAUCCCAGUGUAACUACUUUGAGUGGGCGGAUCUGCACUUCCCUGUGUGUCACCACAGCAAACGCACUCUGAUGAGAACCGUUCUUAAACUGGGGCCCAACAACGGCCGGAGCUUCUACACGUGUUCAUUUAAACAGGGCCAGCAGUGUGACUUCUUCCAGUGGGUGUAAAUCAGCCCAGCAGUCUGUCUAGACCUUUAACCGCUUAGCUGAACACACAGACUUAACUCAUGCACUUUUUAAAUGUUUUGUUAUUGUAGUCCUUUGUGUUUUUAUAAAUGUUGGCAUAAAAUGUAUGAACAAAUUGUGAUACUAGAGGCCUCCUUCGAUUACUGUUGGUUCUUAAAUAAAUAUAUAUACAUAAAAACAAAAAAUCCAAAUCCUGUGUUAAUACAAACUGUAAAUAAAGGUUUUAAAUAUA
Molecule: messenger RNA, 1939 nt
Organism: Astyanax mexicanus (Mexican tetra)
Lineage: Eukaryota; Metazoa; Chordata; Actinopteri; Characiformes; Acestrorhamphidae
Gene: neil3
Product: nei-like DNA glycosylase 3
Exons: 10
Coding region: 55-1689 (544 amino acids)
Biological process (GO): base-excision repair
Cellular component (GO): nucleus
Molecular function (GO): DNA N-glycosylase activity; damaged DNA binding; zinc ion binding
Source: RefSeq, a predicted model, not a curated record